GUGCUGCUGUCGUUUCCCGAGCAGUGUUGUGUCCAAGCAUCUCGCAGGAUGCGGUUCAUAGGGAGUACCUGAAAACGGAGCAUAAAGAGAGUCAACUUCUGUUACCACCGUGCUGGUAAAAACUUCUGAUGGGAAGGAAAAAGUCCCUUCUUUAUGCCACUCUGAGGAAAACGAGCAACAUGGUAGAGUGGUGUUUACCCCAAGAUAUUGACUUGGAAGGUGUGGAGUUCAAAUCCAUGGCAAGCGGGUCCCACAAAAUCCAGUCAGACUUCAUUUAUUUCCGGAAAGGGCUCUGUUUUGGCUUGGCCUGCUUUGCCAACAUGCCCGUGGAGAGUGAGUUAGAGCGUGGUGCCCGCAUGAAGUCUGUGGGGAUUCUCUCACCCUCUUAUACCCUGCUGUAUAGGUACAUGCAUUUCCUGGAAAACCAGGUCAGACACCAGUUGGAGAUGCCAGGGCACUACUCCCAUCUAGAGGCAUUCUAUGAUGACAAGAAAGGAGUCCUCCCUGCUGGCAAGGACACCCCCACCUCUCAGCAACCUGUCCACUGGCUGCCGUCCAUCCACAGAUACAUGUAUCCGGAGAUGAAGAUCACACAUCCUGCUGGCUGUAUGUCUCAGUUCAUCAAAUUCUUUGGUGAGCAGAUCCUUGUCCUCUGGAAGUUUGCCCUGCUGCGCAAGCGCAUAUUGAUAUUUUCACCACCCCCAGUUGGAGUUGUCUGCUAUAGAGUGUACUGCUGCUGUUGCCUUGCCAACGUUUCUCUACCUGGUCUUGGAGGAACUGUACCAGAGUCCAAACCAUUCUUCUAUGUGAAUGUGGCAGACAUAGAAAUGCUGGAGACAGAAGUGUCAUAUGUGGCCUGUACAACAGAAAAGAUCUUUGAGGAGAAACGGGAUCUCUAUGAUGUCUAUGUGGACAACCAGAAUGUGAAGACGUAUCAUGAGCAUCUGCAACCACUCCUGAAAAUUAACAGUGCUGAUAAGGAGAAGUAUCGACGGCUCAAUGACCAGAGGCAGCUGUUAAUGUAUUCUCAAGAAGUUGGCGAAGACUGUAGCUCCUGUGAAGAGGACCUCUUCAUCUUGUUUUUCAUGGAACAGAACAACCGGAUAUUUCAGACACUGAUGGAGGUGUCAGCCAGCCAGGACAAGACAUUGACAGCUGAGCAUGCACGGGGCAUGGGCCUGGAUCCCCAAGGGGACCGAAGUUUCCUUAUGGACCUGCUGGAAGUAUAUGGCAUUGAUGUUAUGCUAGUCAUUGACAACCCCUGCUGCACUUAGACCAACGGCAAAAGAGAUGGAGAGCAGACAGGGCGUUUUAAAGACUACCAGACAUUGCUUAGGAAUGUCACUGGAACUCACCACAGCCACUGGACGGAUCUCAUUUUAUUUAAUAACUUUAUACAAAAGUAUUUAUGAUUUUAAAACAAAAUGUGAUUUUUAUUUUCUUCCCUUCAAAUUCCCCAAGGAGUAACUGCUCCUGUUUGUUUUUGUUUUCAUCUCCCUUUCCUUUUCACUUGUGGUUUUUUGUUUUGUUUACGUAGGACCAGUGGCACCUUUGCACCAAUCCUCACUGUUGCCAGUGAUAGCUAGAUUUUGGAUGCCUGAGGGCUGAAGACUUCAGGAAAGCACUUUGUCUGAUAGGAUCCAAUGUGAAAUGCUGUAACUGAGCUCUUAAGACUUGACUGGCAAUUCUGCUUCCACUUAUUCUUCACCCUUAUAUCUGGGGACUGAAGAGAGCUUCAGCACAGGCUGGUAGUGGCCCAGUCUCAUAAAGCAUUGCCUGUUCCACCAGUAAACAUGGUGGGACAGUUAAACCAAUGAUAACAGAACUGGACUCCUUAAACAUUCCUUACCCAACUUUUAGCAGCUGAGCUGGAAUAAAGCCACUCUUUCUCUUCAGUGGCAAAAACAAGUUUGGGGGAAGAGAAUGCUAUGAGAGCUUACAACUUUGCUUACCGGAGAGGCAUAGUUUCACUUCCAGCAUCUGAGGUGGUAAAAACUGGCAAAGACUACACCCAUCUCAUAGCUGGUGAAGAGCACCAUCUCUACUUAAUCCCUCCUUCCACUUCCUCUGGUUUUCAGUUGCAUUAAACCUGCUGCUUUGGUUAAGAUCUUCAAACCAGCAAGACAGAUGCCCAUUGACCAGGCACCAACUUCACUGAGACACUGUGCAGUUGUUAUGCUUGCCAGCCUCUGUUCAGAAGGUGCUGGACAGGAUUGGGUUGGAGCGUAUGCGCUAAUAUCACAGUAGCAGCCAGUACUUGUCACUUCUUUGCUUUAACACUGUCUGCUGCUCCUCCUUUGUCAAGCAGCCUUCAUCACUGCCUGCUGCUGUCUUCAUUUUUCAGUGUGGAGUAGAGAGCAGUCUGUGACCUUUCAGCUGCGGAUCUGGAAUGGCUUUAUUGUUUGCAGGAGUUCCCUAGGAGUUUGGCUCAGCUGGAAGAAGCAAUGUCUAACAGUAAGGCUUUUUUCCUGGGCAGAGAAACUGUAGAACCAAGUGAAUAGGAUUUCUUAUUCUUCUGUUUGGGGGGGGAGGGGGGAAAUGGAGGGAAUGGAAUUCAGUUCAUGCAUGGCCAAAAGUUUCCCUCCAGAAAGCCUGUGCCUGCAAAGGGUGUACCCUUAGCCAUCCUUAAUCUAAGGAUGGGACUGUAGGUUGUGGGUGUGACUUGCUGCAGCCAGUAGUAGCAUCAGCUCUAAACUAACAGUUCAUCCUGGACUGUAGCUUUAGCUUCUUAGCUGCUGCUUCUGCCAUGCCUGAUGUCAGCACCUAGGAGCCUUUCUGCAGUUUGUGGAAAUGCAGCCUGUAGUAUAUCCAUUUAUUCUAACAUUUUAUAGGACAAGAGAGCACCCAAACCACUUAAGUUUCACCCACUAAUUGUUUUAACACACAUUAAGCAAAUGUUCUUCAACCAGACCCUCUGUGGACUGUCUUCCUCUGGAAGGAAAGAGGUUAGCAGAGCCUGUUUUUUUUCCUUGAAGACUAGCUAUCUGCAGCAAAGGUGUAGUUUUGCUUACCGUGGGUUCAGGGGGUUUUAGAUAGGUGUGGGAUCAGAGACCUCACAAGGCUCACUGCACAGUUCACCAGUACGAGCAUCAGUGUCUUACAGUGUUGUGAGCUGCCUGUCUCACUGAGCACUCUCCCCUGCCUGCUUUUUCAGGGUGCACAGAUUUUUUUUUUUCACAGGCGAAAACAUGCUGCUGCUUGUAUUGGCAGUUCCUUGCAGCAUAUUUAUCCUUAGAAGGUUGGGGGCGGGGGAGAAAAAGGGGAGCUGAACAACAUGAAAUGGAAAGAUCAGUCUUUUUUCCCUUGAGGAAAGGCUUUAUUUUUAAAUUGAUACCUCUCAUAUAAAAGUGACCCAUAAUCUCUGCGCUUUCUUCCUCCACUUUUUAGUUAACAUGUUGCCUGCAGUUAAGACUCCUGAGGAAGUAUGGCAGGCAAGGUGACUUCUUACUUAACUUCCUUUAGAUAUUAAAAAAGGAACUGGAAUUACUCUAGAAAUUCUUCCUCUCAUUGUUUAAUCUGUUUGCUACUUAGUUCAGCUGUGGUUAGCUGUUAAUGGCUUUUCUUCUCCUUCCUAUCAGUAAUUCUUCUGUUGAACUGAAUAGGAACAAACCUUUGUCUUUGAAGUUUUACAGCCCUCUGCAGCCUGAGUCUUUCUAACAAACUGCAUUAGAGCACUGUGUUCACAAGCUGUCAGAACAUCAGUUCUGUGAGAAAGCACUGCUAGAAACCAUCAGGUGGAAUCUCUCAAAAUUAUUACUUAAUGUUUAUUUAUCCUCUACUUUCCAGAAACUGUCAGUGGGGCCAGCAGCAAUUACUAGCAACUGCACAGGUGCAGAAGCAUCAAAGCAAGGAGAUUACUCUAGAAGUAGCAGCCAUGGCACAACUCAGCCUAUUUUGCUGUAGCCUAUUUUGAUUUCCUUUGUAAUUUUGUUCCUCUACAGCCUCUCUUGGAAGGUCACUGCUAGAAAAGUCAAGAAGUAUUCAGACAGAAAACAGAAUUUCGAGACCUCCCCUAUCUCCUAGCCCUUCUUUGUUUUGUCCUUUGCAACAUGAACUCUCCCUCUGCAUAGUCAUCUUAGACUAGAAUAGAUAUUGCUUUUAUUGCUGCUGCAUGUAGAAAGUCCUUGAUAAAUGGGUACAUAGCAUGAAUGGCUACAGCUUGGGCUGUUAAGGCUUGUUUAGCAGGCUUAUUUUUUUUUCCCUAGCCUUGGCACCAACAAUACUGAGCAUUCUCUCCCCCACAGCUGAUUCUUCUGGGUUCAUGAUAAAACAGUCAUGUUAAGUGUGAAUUUAAAAAAAAAAAAAAUCCCCUCCUUGGCACUUAAUAGCUGCUUUUUUUGAAUAUUAGCAGCUGCAAGGGAGUCAGUUAUUUGGUAUAUUUUGAUUUAAAGAGGAAGGAAAGGGUGGCACAAGGUAGGAUAUUGCUGAUUACUGCAAAAUCCUCUUCUCCAUUUGGAGUACUUUGCCUUUACAAGUGGUGCCUUUAAUUUCUUUAGUAUGUUGUCUCUAGGCAGUUGCUGGUGAUCAGAGCCUAGGCUGAAAGGUGGUUUACAAUAACCAUGUAUAUAUCCUGUGGCCUGGUAGACAGUCCAAUGUGUUCCUCUCUAAUAUUAAAGUAGUACUACAGCCAUUACAGGUUCUCAGUUUGUACCUGAUUGGAUUUAAACAAGAGAGCAACAGCUUCAGAGUAGCAUCUUAACCCAAAUUUGACUAGAAAUGUGUAAUCAAGUACUGAAUUAUUACUACUUGUACUAUUUUGAUUGGAAGGCAAAGCUCAGGAGAGUAAUGAAAGCUAGUUUUUUAAUCUGAACAAGGGACAUCCUUGAAUCAUGGGAAAGUCUUCCUACUACAAGGUUAGGCCAGGUUAGCCAGCUUGUCUAGUUAGAGUUGAGUACAACCAAGACUUGGAAUGGAUACUAGGUAGGGAGGCAUUUCAUUGAAUUCAAGUUCAUUUUUGUCUUAGAGACAUGCUAAUACCUUAUUUUCCCGC
Molecule: messenger RNA, 4990 nt
Organism: Struthio camelus australis
Lineage: Eukaryota; Metazoa; Chordata; Aves; Struthioniformes; Struthionidae
Source: RefSeq, a predicted model, not a curated record